AUGUAUAAAAAUAAUGGUCAAGAUUAUACAGGAUUUGGUUUUGAGAUAGGAGGCCAUGACAUAAUUCCUUUAUAUGAUGUGCCUCAUUUGCUUAAAAAUCUGAGGAAUAAUUUAGUCUCUAAAGAUUUAAAUUUUGAAUAUGAUGGGAAAAACCAUACAGCUUCUUGGAAACAUACAAUCCAAUUUUAUGAACUCGACAAACGUCAAAGUACAGAAGGAGAUCGGUUAACACUCAAACUCACUGAUUGUCAUGUGUAUCCAGCUACACUGAAAAAAAUGAAAGGGGCUAAUGCAGCUCAAGUUUUUAGUCAACGCGUUGGAGCAAUUAUGAAACGAUUUGCUGAGAUGAAUAAAGAAAUUCCAAUAAUAAUAGGCCUUGAUGCUUCAGCACAAAGUACAGGGCAAUUGUGUUUAUUUAUGGAUAAGUUAUUUGAUAGUGCAAACGGUAACUCCAUUAAACUAGAACUUGGAAAAAAUUUAAGAUGUGCAGUUACAAGAAAUUCGUCUCAUUGGGAUUUUUGGCAAAAAGCAUUAAUUACUCUCAAUUCAAUGAAGUACAUAAAUACAAACAAAGCAAUUGUUCCUUCAAUUACUAAUUGGAUAAAGACAGUAAAGGGAAUUAUGCACAUUUGUAAACGACUUCUUGAUUGUGGCUUUGCAUUUGUAUUGUUGCAAAAUUUUAAUCAAGAUCCGAUUGAAAACUUUUUUGGUUCUAUUCGUAGUCAUGGAGUCAGGAAUAUAAAACCAACACCGGCUAUGUUUAUAUCAUCAUUUAAAGCAUUGUUAAUAAACAACUUCACGUCUAACCAUUCGGUAGGAUCAAACUGUGAAAAUGAUGAUUGUGAUGGUGCUUUGGAUAAUUUAAAGAAUUUCUUAAUUGAUGAAAUACCCCUAGAAGAAACUAUCAUUCAGAGUCCAACGGAGAGCAUGAUUGAAAUUGAAAUUCCAAAUGUUAAAAUACCCAGUUCUAAUUCUCAAGUGAAUUCUGGAAGUAGAGCUUAUGUUGCUGGAUGGCUAACGAGGAUGAAUUACAAAAAAAAACAAAAGACUACAAAUACAGUUGCUGAAAUUAUCAAUUUGGUGCAAUCAUGGGAUGUUUAA
This is a messenger RNA of Sipha flava (yellow sugarcane aphid), 1101 nucleotides long. RefSeq lists its product as uncharacterized. Lineage: Eukaryota; Metazoa; Arthropoda; Insecta; Hemiptera; Aphididae. The record is from RefSeq and is a predicted model, not a curated record. The transcript is spliced from 3 exons. Bases 1 to 1101 code for a protein of 366 amino acids.